UCACCCGGAAGUGCAGGUUUGGCGGGAGUGUGUGAGUGUGUGCGGCGGACAUGGAGGAGCAGUACGAGCUGUACGGUAUAGAGGAUGACUACGAGGAGCAGUUCGCCUCCGAGCUGGAGGUCCUGGCCGAGAUAGAAGAUGACGUGCCUUCCCGAUCUGCACCGAAGACAUCCCAGUUCCGCAACAAGUUGUCAUUCGAAGAGGCGAUCACCUCUGCCGAUCACAUAGGAGCCACCGACCAUGGCGCCAAUGGCGUCCUCACAGCCGAGAGGUCUAAGAAGCGAGACUCUGCCUUCCUGCAACUGUCUGAUGAGGACGAGCUGUCCGAGAGCAUCUACGAGCCGCCCUUCACUCCUAAAGCCAAGCGCCAGAAAAUAGAGGCCGUGAAGAAACUGGACUUCGGUGCCACUGAUCGAUCUGCGGUCAGCCCAGCAAUAAGUGAUGACAUCACUCCUCCGCCAUCUCCUGAUCCCACGCAGAAGAAGGACAGAAAUCUGAAGUUUCUGAGCUGCGAUGCACUCGACGUCAGUGACAUGGCUCCUCUGCAAGUCUCCCCGUCUAAAGCUGAGCAGAAGCGCGUGCUGAAGCGGCCACCAGUGCUGGAGGACUACAUCAAUGUGACUUCUAGUGACGGCGCAAGGGUUUACAUGACAUUAAAAGAUGAUCAGGAUGGGACUGGGGUUCAGGACUCUAAGUUCACAGGCCUCAGCUGGAGAGGUGACCCGCAGCUUCACCUUCUGGGGGUCCCCAUUUCAUACCUUAAGGAGCAAGUGGCUGAUGAGCGUCGGAGACAAGUUUUAGAGGAAUCCCAGCGCCUUACAGAAAUGCUGAGCAGUCAAAUGAAUGAAUUUGAGCAGGUGGAAAAUGAAAGUUUAGAUCUCAUCCCUGCAGAAACAGAAGAGGAAGGUGACGACGGGUCCUCCCAUAGCCUCUGGGUUGACAGAUACACCCCAAGACAUUAUACGGAGCUGCUCAGUGAUGAUUAUACGAAUCGAUGUCUCCUGAAGUGGUUAAAGUUAUGGGACACCGUAGUGUUUGGUAAAGAAAAGACAGUAAAGAAACCCAAGGCGGUUCCAGAUCCAAGAGUGAACAACAAGUUCCAGAAGGAAUCGACAGGAAAGUUUAAGACCAAAGCUCAGAUCACAGAAGAGAUUCUCGAGGCAGAACUCGAUCAGUACAAUAGACCCAAGAACAAGGUUGCUUUGCUCUGUGGCCCACCCGGUCUAGGAAAGACCACACUAGCGCAUAUAAUAGCGAGACAUGCUGGAUACAACGUGGUGGAAAUGAACGCUAGCGAUGACCGUAGUCCAGAGGUUUUCAGAACGCGAAUUGAAGCCGCAACACAAAUGAAGUCCGUGCUGGGUUUGGACGAGCGACCUAAUUGUUUAAUUAUUGACGAAAUAGACGGCGCGCCCACAGUCUCCAUUAAUAUGCUGCUAAGUUUAAUAAACCGGAAGGAUGGGAAGGACGCCGAUGGUGGAAAUGAGGCAACUACCACUAAGAAGAAAAAGAAAGACGGGGGCUUGAUGCUCAGACCUAUCAUCUGUAUUUGCAAUGACCAGUAUGUUCCGUCUCUUCGGCAGCUCAGGCAGCAAGCGUUCAUGUUGAAUUUCCCUCAGACGUUGCCUUCCAGGCUGGUACAAAGGUUACAUGAGAUAACUCUUAAACAGGACAUGAAAGCCGACACUGGGGCCCUGAUGGCAUUGUGUGAGAAGACGGAUAAUGAUAUCAGGUCCUGUAUAAACACACUGCAGUUUCUGCGUGGGAAAGGAAAGAAGGAAUUGAACAUGCGGAUAGUCCAGACAAUGAAGAUUGGGCUGAAAGAUCAAAACAAGGGCUUGUUCGCUGUAUGGCAGGAAAUCUUCCAGCUCCCUAAAGUUCAGAGAAAGCGCAUUGGACAAGACGUUAAUACCCAAGAUAUUCAACUACUGCUUAGAAACGACAAUGACCCCCUAAAUUUGUUGGGCAGAACUCCAUUAAGUGUUUUGGCCCAACGAUUCCAUCAUAUAUUGCACCUGACUACAUCCACGGGAGAGUAUGAGAAGUUGACAAUGGGAUUAUACGACAACUUCUUAAACAUGAAAGUGAAGGAGUCCAGUUUCGGCACAGUGGUUUCCGCUUUGGAAUGGUUGGAAUUCACGGACAUAGUAAACACAAUGAUAAUGCGUGGUCAGAACUUCCAGUUGAUGAGAUACCUGCCUUUCCUUCCAGUUGCCUUCCAUCUUUUCUUUGCAACUUCCAAUAUCCCUCGAAUUGCUUAUCCCAACAGCCACUACGAGGCCCAAUCCAAACUAAACCAGAUGCAGAAUCUUCUGACCGCCAUGGUGUCCGAAAUUACCCCCGCCAUCCGGUCCCGCGUCUUACCUCAGUCUUUGGUUUUGGAUGCAUUAUGUCUUCUGCUUGACGUCAUCUCUCCCAAGCUGCGUCCAGUGAAUACUCAGCUGUACAGCAUGAAGGAGAAGCAGCAACUGGCUGACCUGAUCAAUACCAUGCUGGCCUAUAACCUGACCUACCACCAGGAGCGCACCAUGGACGGCCAGUAUGUCUACAAGCUGGACCCGAACAUGGAGGAAGUGUGCAGGUUUCCAGAGCUCCCGGCCCGCAAGCAGCUGACAUACCAGGCCAAGCAGCUUAUCGCUCGUGAGAUUGAACUGGAGAAAAUGAGACGGUCGGAAGCUUUUCAGCAAGCGAGGAACGCAGGAAAGCAGGAUAAAACGGACAAAACAGAAGCGAAACCUGAUACGGAGGCCGCCGCCAAACCUCCUGCCAAACCUGCGGCCCUGAACCAUGAGCAGCGGCUGGAAAGUAUCCUGAAGAAGGCGACGUAUGAGGAGAAGCCUGAAAAAGAUUUCUUUGGUCGACAAAUUGUAAAGAAAGUGACCUCUACAGUUACAGGAAACACCAACCAAGAGGAUUGUGUGGAAAAGAAAAUCGGGACGGCGGUGGGGAACAGCCAUGUUUGGUUCCGAUUCAAUGAAGGAGUUUCCAAUGCGGUGAGGAGGAACGUUUACAUCAAGGAUCUGUUAUGAUGAGUGCAGGCGUGUAUACAUGUACAGUGUGUGUGUCCAUGGAGAGACUAUGUCCAGAGCGUCCCGUAUUGGGGGCCUUACUGCAUUUUGUGCCAUUGGAUUCCUGCCGUAUCCUGGAUGACUGAACUGUUCAGUGGAUGUUGUCCUCUUGGUGACUUGUUGAUAAUGUUCAUAUGACACUUUCUACAAAUGUGUUUUCUAUUAAAAUAAGAAUUAUGUUGUUUUCAAGAUACAUUCAUACUGU
Molecule: messenger RNA, 3273 nt
Organism: Hyla sarda
Lineage: Eukaryota; Metazoa; Chordata; Amphibia; Anura; Hylidae
Gene: CHTF18
Product: chromosome transmission fidelity factor 18
Exons: 22
Coding region: 51-3029 (992 amino acids)
Molecular function (GO): ATP binding; ATP hydrolysis activity
Source: RefSeq, a predicted model, not a curated record